UUUCUCCGGGCGCUCCAGGAGCUGACCGAGAGGGCCGCCGCCCAGCAGCAGACGCCGACUCGGCCGGCCGACCCGCAGUCUCCGCGGUGCGUGAGUGAGCCCGGGCCUGGUCCCCUCUCCCGCCGCCGCCAUGGGCUGCACGCUGAGCGCCGAGGACAAGGCGGCGGUGGAGCGGAGCAAGAUGAUCGACCGCAACUUGCGUGAGGACGGGGAGAAAGCGGCGAAAGAAGUGAAGCUGCUGCUCCUCGGUGCUGGAGAAUCUGGUAAAAGCACCAUUGUGAAACAGAUGAAAAUCAUUCAUGAGGACGGCUAUUCGGAGGAAGAAUGCAAACAGUAUAGAGUAGUUGUCUACAGCAACACGAUACAGUCCAUUAUCGCCAUCAUACGGGCCAUGGGACGGCUGAAGAUUGACUUUGGGGAAGCAGCCAGAGCAGAUGAUGCCCGGCAGUUAUUUGUCUUAGCUGGCAGUGCCGAGGAAGGAGUCAUGACCCCAGAACUGGCAGGAGUGAUUAGACGGCUGUGGCGAGAUGGUGGCGUGCAGGCUUGCUUCUGCAGAUCCAGGGAGUACCAGCUCAACGAUUCUGCCUCAUAUUACCUAAAUGAUUUGGAAAGAAUAUCCCAAGCCAACUACAUUCCAACUCAGCAAGAUGUCCUGCGGACAAGAGUGAAGACCACAGGCAUUGUGGAAACGCAUUUCACCUUCAAAGAACUGUACUUCAAGAUGUUUGAUGUAGGCGGCCAAAGAUCAGAACGAAAAAAGUGGAUUCACUGUUUUGAAGGAGUGACAGCAAUCAUCUUCUGUGUGGCCCUCAGUGACUAUGACCUUGUUCUGGCUGAGGAUGAGGAGAUGAACCGAAUGCAUGAAAGCAUGAAACUGUUUGACAGCAUUUGUAACAACAAAUGGUUUACAGACACUUCAAUCAUUCUCUUCCUCAACAAGAAAGAUCUUUUUGAGGAAAAAAUAAAGAGGAGUCCAUUAACUAUCUGUUAUCCAGAAUACACGGGUUCCAACACGUACGAAGAGGCAGCUGCUUACAUCCAGUGCCAGUUUGAAGACCUGAACAGAAGGAAGGACACCAAGGAGAUCUACACCCACUUCACCUGUGCCACCGACACCAAGAACGUGCAGUUUGUUUUUGACGCUGUCACGGAUGUCAUCAUUAAGCACAACUUGAAGGAGUGUGGGCUUUACUGAAGCGAGUGGGCGUGGAACCAAAGUUAUUACAUGUGGAGUAUUGAGACCAGACCUCUCCUGCUGUCUCCUUGGCAGCAGCGAGCAUGACCGGGACCAGGGAAGGCGGCAGCACGCAGAACUCUAGCGCUCUUUAGCACAAUCUUCUGUAGUAGGGACUCUUAAUUGACACGAGAUGCUCAAGUCAAACAUGGAAUUGGACAGCCGUAAAGUAUGAAUCAAGACAUCACUUGGAUUUCAAAAGCUCAGAUGUUAGAGCAGAUGUGAAGUUGAGGUGCUGCAUUCCAGAACUUCAAUAUGUAGCUUUUUUUUUCCUUGUUAACAGACCAUCAGUUUAUUUUUUAAGGUUUUUCCCCCCCAUCAAGAAUACAAAAUUUUAUUUGUUUGCAAAAGAAUCUUUAUUAAAACACACACAGUCUUAACUAUGCACAAGAUAUGAGCAGAUCAUCUUGAAAAUAUUCCUCUUAGUAGGAACUGCUUGUUUUUUAACUCUUGGUAUGGUCAGAAUAUAAUAUUUCUGUAAUUGUGUAAUUCUUCAGUUAUCGGGACUAUAACUACAGCUUUUUUGGAUGAAAUGUGUGUUACUAUUCUGUUGAAAAUACCAUAAUGAUUUCUAAAUGGUAAUUACAGUGGAGAGUUCUGUCUAGCUCUUUUUUUUUUUUUUAAGCUUAGGGUGAGGGUUUACCGGGUUUAUGCUGAUUACCAAAUUACUAAAUAAAUGCUUCUGUAGUAUGAUAAAGUCAACUUCUUGGAUACAGACAUACCCAGGGUAGCUGCCAAUCAAAUGCAAAUUGCUAAAUUUUAUCUGUUUUUUUUUUUAAUUGCUAAAUUUUAAACAGAACCAGUGACUUUGCUGCUGCGUCCCUACUAAAUUGACCGCUCUGAUCCUUGCUUGUCUGUCUCGGUCAAAGGGAGUUUUGUCAACGAUGCCCCUUGUUUUUCAUCUCCUGUGGCCUUUUUUUCUGUUGGGAAACAUCUAAAGUGUAUGAACAGUGCAUGCUUUUACUUUGUAAAUGUGGUGCCAAAGCCGUUUACCAUUGUUUUUAUUGUAGCAAUGUUAAUUGUAAUAAUCCUUAGGACGUUCUUUUGCCGAAACCAUUGCAGUUGGGGACCUUUUUCCACGUUGUCAUGUGUACAGAUUUUAAUCUGUUACAGUGGCAGCAGUAUUAAAAUGAUGAGUAAAGAGUC
This is a messenger RNA of Myotis daubentonii (Daubenton's bat), 2380 nucleotides long. RefSeq names its product G protein subunit alpha i3 (gene GNAI3). NCBI's taxonomy places the organism in Eukaryota, Metazoa, Chordata, Mammalia, Chiroptera, Vespertilionidae. The record is from RefSeq and is a predicted model, not a curated record. Gene Ontology annotation, molecular function: G-protein beta/gamma-subunit complex binding; GTP binding; G protein-coupled receptor binding. Gene Ontology annotation, cellular component: cytoplasm; heterotrimeric G-protein complex. Gene Ontology annotation, biological process: adenylate cyclase-modulating G protein-coupled receptor signaling pathway; G protein-coupled dopamine receptor signaling pathway.